Cuscuta epithymum is the source of this 3329-nucleotide messenger RNA. Lineage: Eukaryota; Viridiplantae; Streptophyta; Magnoliopsida; Solanales; Convolvulaceae. The record is from the annotation of a GenBank genome assembly.
AAAAGAAACAGCUUUUAAUGCAAGCAUUGAUAGAAGAAGUGGGUGAACAAGAGAGUGGUGAAAAAAGAAGAAAGAGCAAAACAUCAAAAGCAAGAAAAGUUGAGAAAAGUGCAAUGCAAGUCUUCUCAAGCAAAAGAAUAACAAGAUCGCAAACAUCAGAAGAAGGUGAUAACAAGGAAAAAGAAGUUGCGAAAACUGGAAAUAAAAGUAAAGUGGUAGCAAAGAGAGAGAAUAAAGAAAAGUUGAAGAAAAAGAAAGAAGACGACGUAGAAGAAGAUGAAGAUGAGGAAACAGAAAAGGAGGGUGAUGAUAACCUUCCAAAGCUAUGGUCAAGAAUGUCUCCUAGAAGUCUAACUGAGGUAAUCACAUCCCUCUCUGAAGAACAGAAGGAAGAAGUGGUAGACAUGGGGUUUGGCCCAAUACUACACUUAAAAAUCAAACAAUUGCCAAUGCAGUUGGCAUAUUGGGUUGUGGACAGGUUUGAUAGCAGGAGUGUUUCAUUGCAUUUGCCAAAGAACGAGAAAUUGCGUGUCACUGAAGAUGCAAUACACUACACAAUGGGAUUUCCAAAGGGAAACUUGGAUGUGAAAAGGUUGAUAGAUACUCAAGGUGAAAAAACAGCAGAGAUGGUGGCUGAUUGGAGAGCACAGUUCAGUAGUGAUAAAGGACUUGUGAGGACUGGUGAACUGAAAGAUCUAUUGGAGAAAAAUAAACAAGCUGGAGGCUGGUUCAAAAAAAAAUUCUUGGUUCUCCUGGUGACUUGUUUAAUUGAAGGAAAGCAGAAUUGCUUUGUCAAUCAAAGCAUACUCAAAGCACUGGAUGAUGAGUCACAAAUAAAGAAUUUUAAUUGGUGCAGUUAUGCUUUGCAGACAUUGAUUGAAUCAAAGGACUACUGGAAUAAAAGCAGAGCACGACAGUUCCCAGGACCUCUUCUCUUUUUGAUUGUAAGUUAAAAACUAUAUAAUUUCAAUACUCAAAGUAAUCAUUUUAUUACUCAAUUAUGGUAUGGUAAUGCACAAUUCUAAAUAUUGAAAAAUGUUAGGUGUUUUAUGUUGACAAUAUGGUAUUCAAAGGAAGGAAAGUAGACAGAGGCUUGCCAUCUAUAGUUGGAUGGACAACUCAGAAUCUCAACAAAAGGGAAAAGGAAGAGAUAGAAAGUGGAGGGUUUGGAUUUGGAUACAUAGAUGAACCAAAUCAAGGAACUCUUACAAUUCCAAAUCUGAUUCAGAAUGAAGAGAAUAAGAAAAACGAGGAAGAAUGCAGUGAGCAAGCAGAUAAGGUAAGGCAAAUAAUGUACUCUUUAUACACUUGAGUAUCAUAUAAAUUAUACAUGAGUAUAUUAUUAAAUUAAAUUGAGUAAUAAAUAUGAACAGUGGAAAAACUGAGUUACUCUAAAAUUAUCAUAUAAGCAUAGAAAAAUUGUUGUGCAUCAUUUUAUAUGUCCUUAACACAAUACAGUAACUCAAAAUAAAAUAAAAUAAAAUAACACUGAAUGAAAAUUUUAGUAAUACACUAAUACUCAUAUGAUUUAUACAGGAUAUCAUGAAGGAAUUCGCUUCAGCAGCAAAGCAUUUGGCAGAUAGCAUAGCAAACUUUGAUGAAAAGUUUCAAGAAGCUGCGAAGGUGUUGCCUGAUGAUGAAAAAAUGAAGGUUUUGCUAGGUAAAGUGCAUGGACUCUUCAACACAUACUCAACAGAGCCACAAACAACUGAAAAAGAAAUAAGAAUGACUCCUGAUGAUGAGUUUUGGACUGAAGAGGUUUUAAAGGCAGUUGAAGCUAUUGAAAAAGCUCAGAAAAAAAGGAAUGAUAGGCCUACAUUAAUACAAUACGAAAAGCCCAGUUUCACACUGCUUUCACAAGAGUCAAAUGAGCAUGCAGGUGGCCAGGAAGAUGAAGAACAGAGAGAUGAGCAUGUAUAUGCAGUUGCUGAGCAUCAAGAGGAGCUUGAUGAGCAACACAAUGAAGCUCAGGUAGAUAAUGAAGAGGAGGUGAUAAUAAACGCAAGUGAAGCUAUUCCUGUGACUGAAUUAAAAGAGCAUGAUAGAAUAAAGGCAUCUGAAAAGGGAAAGCAAGCUUGUUUUGAAGGAGAGGGCCAAUGUGGUGCACAUGUGGAAAGAGAAAAAAGACAAGUAAUGCCUGGCCCUGCUCUCAAAUCUCCAUACGUGAUCAGAAUUACAGAAAUGAAGGCAGGAACAACUACUGAAGAAGUCAAACUAGCUAAAUUUGUGUUUGAAGAGAACUCUGAUAAAUCGUAAGUAACUACAUAUUUGAAAACUGCUUGUCUAAAAUAUUUAAUUAAUAGUUAGCUGACAAUUGCUUAAAAUAAAUAGGGUUGUGCUCUAUAAAGAUGGAAAUCUGAUUGUUUCAAGAAAGGAGAUGGAGAGUUUGAACAUUGAUUCCAUAGUCAGUCCACUGUUGAUAGAUUUAUGGGCGAUGAUUUUGAAUGAAUUUGAGAGUCUGAAAAGCACUCAAUCAAGGAAUAGAUUGAUAUUCACAACAACACCAUGUAGAGUGUUGGAGGAAAAUCAGAUUAGUGCUGCAGCAACCAGAAACAAGAGAUUCAUUGAAGCUACAAGGAUCCAAUUCAAAAGGGCAUUGCCGAAAGUGAAGAACAUGGACUUGUUUAUCUUCCCAGCUGAACGUAAUGGUAGCUACUACCUAAUGUGCUUUGAUAUGAAGUACAUGAAGUUCUUAAUCAUUGAUAAUUGUGACAAGGAAAUAGCAAUAGGAAUGAAGUACCUUUCUCAACCAACCCAACUGGUAAGUAAUAAAUCAAAAUUAUUUGUUUGUUAAAAUGUGUAUACUGUUUAUAAAAAAUGAGCAUCUGAACAUAUUUAAUGUGUAAAUGUUUUUAUUUACAGAAAAGUGCUGUACUUAAAUGGCUUAAAGAAGAAAAACAUCAGCAUGCUGACAAAGUGAAGAAUAUGAAGCCAGAAGUAGUCAAAAUGGCAUGGAGAAACAAAAAAAAACAAAGCUAAUGAUGGUGUCUAUCUGAUGAGACACAUGGAAACUUUUAAUGGAGAGACAGACUGGGAUUGUGGCCUAGAAAAAGAACAUGAAAAGCACAUACAGGUCUUGAGGCUUAAAUACUUGCACAAGAUGUUGACAUUUCAAAGGAAUGAAGUUAGAAUGGAGUUGAUGAACAAAGUGAAGGAAAUGUAGUUCUUCUAAUGAUACUUAUGUUUAACUUAGUUUAAUAUGAACUUCAAAUGCUUCUAUGUUUUUGUUGGCAAAAGACAUAUUUUGUUCUUGUUAAUGUUCGAUGGUGAAUGUACUGGACAUGUGUUUUUAUGAUGAAAGAGACACUUCACGUUUAUGGCAAUGAUCA